Messenger RNA from Menidia menidia (Atlantic silverside), 2907 nucleotides. Lineage: Eukaryota; Metazoa; Chordata; Actinopteri; Atheriniformes; Atherinopsidae. The record is from the annotation of a GenBank genome assembly.
CUGCUGCCCUCUGGCGGCAGAGCGGAGGAGCUGCACCGGAGCUGGGUAACCUCCUCCCCGGCCACCGCCGCUCUGUGUUUGUGUAUGUGGAAUGCGGGUCAAGCGGAACUCACGGCAAAAACUGCGCUACACUUCAAACUCAAACACUGGCUUGCAUCGAUCCGACGUGCUCCUGUCCUCACGCCGGAGCUACACGAACUGACGACCAUGAAAAGAAACAGGCACCCCAGCAGCAGCGAUGACUCGGACAAUGGAAGUAGUUCGACAUGCUGGUCUCAACACUCGCACCACAGAAGGGGAACGGGACACAAGCCCUCGGAGGUUUUCAGGACAGACUUGAUCACAGCCAUGAAGUUGCACGACUCGUAUCAGCUGAAUCCCGAGGACUACUACGUCCUCGCCGAUGCGUGGCGGCAGGAGUGGGAGAAAGGCGUCCAGGUUCCCGUCAGCCCUCAGUCCAUCCCACAGCCUGUGGCCAGAGAACUGGCCGAGAAGGGAAAGGAGGUCAUGUUCGUCCGGCCAAAGAAGUUGAUCCGCACCUCGGGCGCCGAGGUGCUGGGCUACGUGGACAUCCGGACGCUGGCCGAGGGGAUGUGCCGCUACGACCUGAGCGAGGAGGACGUGUCCUGGCUGCAGGUCAUAAACCAGGAGUUUGCGGAGAUGGCCCUGCCGCCGCUGGACGAGAUCACCAUGGAGCGGGUGAUGGAGGAGCUGGAGCGCUGCUGCCACGAGAACAUGUCGCACGCCGUGGAGACGGAGGAGGGGCUGGGCAUCGAGUACGACGAGGACGUGGUGUGCGACGUGUGCCAGUCGCCCGACGGCGAGGACAACAACGAGAUGGUGUUCUGCGACAAGUGCAACAUCUGCGUCCACCAGGCGUGCUACGGCAUCCAGAAAGUCCCCAAAGGCAGCUGGCUGUGUCGGAUCUGCGCGCUGGGGAUCCUGCCCAAGUGCCAGCUGUGUCCCAAGAAGGGCGGCGCCAUGAAGCCAACCAGGAGCGGAACCAAGUGGGUCCACGUCAGCUGUGCCUUGUGGAUUCCAGAGGUGAGCAUCGGGAAUCCAGAGAAGAUGGAGCCAAUCACCAACGUGUCCCACAUCCCCAGCAACAGAUGGGCCCUAAUCUGCUGCCUGUGCAAAGAGAAGACGGGGGCCUGUAUACAGUGCUCGGCCAAAAACUGCCGGACGGCUUUCCACGUGACCUGCGGCCUCCACGCCAGCCUGGAGAUGAACACCAUCCUCACCGAGGACGACGAGGUGAAGUUCAAGUCCUACUGCCCCAAACACUCGGGGCUGGAGGGCGGCGAGCCCAAAGACCGGGACUCGGGAGACGAGGAGGAGGAGGAGCAGCGGGAGAAGGAGAGGGAGGGCGCCAGGGACAGGAAGGGGAGGAGGCGGGGCCGGGUGAGAGGGGAGGACGGCGCCGCCGGCCUCUCCCCGCCGCCAUACGCCGACCGCCCCCCCGCCCUCAGCCGGGAGGAGCUGAGCAGCCGCCAGCAGGAGAAGCGGGUCAGCCUGCGCAAGCUGAAGCUGCAGGAGAUGGAGGAGGAGUUCUACCAGUUCGUGGCGGUAGAGGAGGUGGCCGGCAGCCUGAAGCUGGCGCCCGAGGUGGUGGACUUCCUCUACCAGUACUGGAAGCUCAAGCGCAAGGCCAACUUCAACCAGCCGCUGCUCACCCCCAAGAAGGACGAGGAGGAGAGCCUGGCCCGCCGCGAGCAGGAGGUGCUGCUGCGCCGCCUGCAGCUCUUCACCCACCUGCGCCAGGACCUGGAGAGGGUCCGGAACCUGACCUACAUGGUGACCCGGCGGGAGAAGAUGAAGCGCUCGCUGUGGAGGGUCCAGGAGCAAAUCUUCCAGCACCAGGUGCGGCUGCUGGACCACCAGCUGCAGAGCGGCGACCCGUCGGCGAAGGAGCUGGAGCGGCUGCUCUGGCCGGGCUGGCCAUCUUCUCAGGGCUCCCAGUUCGGCCCGGCGUGGGGCCGCACGGGACUGAAAACCAAAAGAGGCCCGCAGAGGCGGGACCGGCGGAAGAGCGGCGACGGGCGGAGCCCGUGCGACCGCAGGGACAAUCACGGCAAGGCGCCGGAGGCCAGGGAGGGCCGGGGCCCCCGGCCGGCGGGGGCCGAAGCCGACCAGGGAGCGCCGUCUACAAAGCCCCACAAGCCAGAGGCCACUCAGGAAACGGUCAAGCCGCACAAGGCCGAGGGCAGGAAGGGCCCGAGGAGGGAGGAGCAGGAGCAGGAGCAGGAGCAGGAGCAGGAGGAGGAGGAGAGAGGGAGGAAGAGGAGGGGCGAGGCCAGCCCCCCCUGCCAGGCCAGGAGCAGGUUCGGGCCCAAGCACCUGGAGAAGACGGUGUCCAUCCGGCUCGUGGACAUCCGGAACUCGGACUCAGAGGAGUACUUUAGGGACGAUGGCCUGGUGAGGCGGGGCCCCGUGUCUCCGCCCGCCCCGGAGGCGCCCGCCGCCCUCAGAGCCAACGGCUGGCCCCGGAGGGCCCCCAACGGAGCGGCGGGGGCCAACCUGAAGAGCUGGGGCAAGUUCCGGAUCCCCAAGCGGAGCGAGAAGCCCCCGAACGCACCGCCGCCGGAGCCGCCGCGCAAGCCCCUGCUGCGGCCGCUGACCAACACGCCCGAGCCGUCCUACCCCAGGACGCGGCUCCGCACCGGCGCCGAGAACGAGGGCUACCCGGAGCCCAACGCCGGCGAGGGGGAGGCGGAGCCCUGCGCCAAGCGCUGCCACUCCCACGAGCUGCGCGGCGAGGCGGCGCUGGGCCGCCGCUACGGAUCCGACAUCAUCCGCCGCGGCGUGCUGGCCUCCUGACGGCGCCGCGAACCCUUCCAAUAAGCUGCACUGCGUCCGGUCGGAAAAGAACGACAGUCUUGCAUCUUUGUACUUUUUUCUUUUUUCUCU